AGCGCCACGACGACGAUGUAUGCUGAGCUCACGCCGGACUAUGUGCGCGAGUUCGACCCGGACGAUAUCCGCUACUCGCCCGAGAUCGCCACCCCGGUGGUUGUCACUGCUACCGCCGCCGCCGCCACUGGCACCGCGCGGCAGUAGCACCAGAAACAGCCCCGGGAAGGGAGGGCGGCGCACCACCACCCGUACGCGGAGGCGUCUAAGCGGACGAGCGAGCUCGUGUUCAGUGACGCGCUGAUGCGCACGAUGCGCACGAGCAUCGACAGCGGAAUCGACCGUUCUGCCAAGCAUGAAAGCCAGAACAUCAAACUCUACGGGUGCCCAAGAGCAUUGGAGGCUAUCUAUACUCGCGUUAAAGCCGGCCUUCAACCGCAUAUGGUGGGAGCGCACAGGACACGCUGACGUGGGGCCUUCCCUGGAUAUCAAACGCGCUUCCGUCGCGGUUUGCAGGCCAUCCCCGUACCACCCACCCUCCACAAUGCUCAGCCUCAACACACCCGGUCUCGCGCUCUACUCCAUCCCAGGGGUGUGGUUCAUCGCGUUCUACCCCUCAUUCGUCCGGUUCCUGAAGCUGUCGAGCACCACCGGUGUCCAGCCGCGCUCCAACAUGGCGUGCCUGAAGGACAACCAGAAGCUCGACCAGGCCACGCGCGACCGCCUCGCGCGGAUGGUCGGUGCGCACGAGAAUGGCAUGGAGAACCUGCCGCUUUGGAUCGGCGCCGUCCUCGCAGGGUACACUGCCAGCAUCCCGCACAGCACGCUCAACACGUUCGCCGUCGGAUACGUCGGCCUGCGCCUCCUGUACAACUUCAUCUACAUCAACCAGACCACCGAGGCUGUCGGCAACCUCCGGUCUAUGACCUUCUUUGCUGGCCUUUCGCUUCCCUUGACCCUCCUCAUCAAGUAUGCAAACAAGGUCGCGGCGACCUGUUUCUGAUUAUUUAUGCACGUUGUCUUGGAUGUACCUCGCUCUU
This is a messenger RNA of Phanerochaete carnosa HHB-10118-sp, 980 nucleotides long. RefSeq lists its product as uncharacterized. The transcript is spliced from 10 exons. Gene Ontology annotation, cellular component: membrane. The coding region runs from base 485 to 943 and encodes 152 amino acids. Lineage: Eukaryota; Fungi; Basidiomycota; Agaricomycetes; Polyporales; Phanerochaetaceae. The record is from RefSeq and is a predicted model, not a curated record.